Messenger RNA from Sporothrix schenckii 1099-18, 630 nucleotides. RefSeq lists its product as uncharacterized. Gene Ontology annotation, molecular function: ABC-type transporter activity. NCBI's taxonomy places the organism in Eukaryota, Fungi, Ascomycota, Sordariomycetes, Ophiostomatales, Ophiostomataceae. The transcript has a single exon. The record is from RefSeq and is a predicted model, not a curated record. Gene Ontology annotation, cellular component: membrane. The coding region runs from base 1 to 630 and encodes 209 amino acids.
AUGCCAAAAUUCGUCGUGCAGAGGUCUCUGUACGAGGUCCGCGAGACGCCGUCCCGGGUCUAUUCUUGGCAAGUGUUUGUGCUGUCCCACAUCGUCGUUGAGAUCCCGUGGCAGAUCCUGGUUGGUGUUUGCUGCUAUGCAUCGUUCUACUAUCCCGUUUUCGGUGUCAAUACCCCGUCUGGGAGCAAGGGCCUAGUGUUGCUAUUCGUCGUCCAGUUUUACGUCUACGCCGCCAGCAUGGCCCAGAUGGUCAUCGCCUCCAAUAACGAUCCGCUCCUGGGUGCCAUUCUCGCCAUAUUCAUGUUCGCUUUGUCUUUUAUCUUCAGCGGCGUUCUACAGCCGCCUUCGGCUCUUCCAGGCUUCUGGAUCUUCAUGUACAACGUGUCGCCAUUUACCUACUACGUUGGUGGUAUCAGCGGCACUGCACUCCGUGGCCGACAAGUCAUUUGUUCACAGGCAGAGCUCAGCGUGUUCAACCCGCCAACAGAUUACACUUGUGGCCAGUACAUGGGCCCUUACCUGCAGGUGGCUCCUGGAAAGCUCAAUAACCCUGAUGUUAUGUCCGGUUGUGAGUACUGUUCUAUAUCCUACGCCGACCAAAAUCUGUCCGCACGUGAGAUAUCCUACUGA